Conger conger (European conger) is the source of this 690-nucleotide messenger RNA. RefSeq names its product fibroblast growth factor 22 (gene fgf22). Gene Ontology annotation, biological process: fibroblast growth factor receptor signaling pathway; positive regulation of cell population proliferation; cell differentiation. Bases 1 to 690 code for a protein of 229 amino acids. Gene Ontology annotation, molecular function: fibroblast growth factor receptor binding; growth factor activity. The record is from RefSeq and is a predicted model, not a curated record. The transcript is spliced from 3 exons. NCBI's taxonomy places the organism in Eukaryota, Metazoa, Chordata, Actinopteri, Anguilliformes, Congridae. Gene Ontology annotation, cellular component: cytoplasm.
AUGUUCACAUGGACUCCACCCGCCCCCGCUCUCCGUCCUCCUGACCUCCGGCCCGCCAGCAGCAGCCCCGCGGCGCGACCCCGCCGCCCCUCCGUCGCCAGCCCCACCCGCCUGGCGUGCCUCGCCCUGCUCCUGCUGGCCGGCACGGCGCUCGGGGGGUGCCCGCCGGGGGGCACAGGAGGAGCCGGGGGGGCGCGCGAACCCCUGCGGGCGCUAGCCGCCGCCGCGGCGGGCGCCAACUGCUCCUGGACGCUGGAGAGGCACACCCGCAGCUACAACCACCUGGAGGGCGACGUGCGCCUGCGUCGCCUCUACUCCGCCAACAAGUUCUUCCUCUGCAUCGACAAGACGGGCAAGGUGGACGGCACGCGGCGGAAAAACUACGCCGACAGCCUGAUGGAAAUCCGAUCUGUCAGUGUGGGGGUUGUGGCCAUCAAGUCUGUCAACACCGGGCUGUACUUAGCCAUGUCCAAAAAGGGCACGCUGUUUGGAUCGGUGAAAUACAACCCGAGCUGCAAGUUCAAGGAGCGCAUCGAGGAGAACGGCUACAACACGUACGCCUCCCUGCGCUGGAAGCACGGCGGCCGGCAGAUGUUCGUCUCGCUGAACGGGCGUGGGAAACCGCGCCGGGGCCACAAAGCACGCCGAAGGCACCCAUCCACCCACUUCCUCCCCAUGCUGCCCUCAUAG